Molecule: messenger RNA, 3139 nt
Organism: Oreochromis niloticus (Nile tilapia)
Lineage: Eukaryota; Metazoa; Chordata; Actinopteri; Cichliformes; Cichlidae
Gene: ints7
Product: integrator complex subunit 7
Exons: 20
Coding region: 158-3040 (960 amino acids)
Biological process (GO): snRNA 3'-end processing
Cellular component (GO): integrator complex
Source: RefSeq, a predicted model, not a curated record
UCGCGACCAUGACAACUGGCGUUUUAUUGUGAAAGUCAAUCUCCAGACCGGAUGUUCUGUCUCUGUAUCCUCAGUGUUUUCCUGAAUACCGCCUGAACAGUGAAAUGCUAAUAUCUCAUGAGUGUAUCUUCUUUUAAGGGGUAAAAACUGCACAGUAAUGUCGCUCUCCACCGCACGCUCAUUCCUGUCAGAGGCUUGUUAUGGCGAACAGGAGCUCGACGCUAACUCCGCUCUCAUGGAGCUGGACAAAGGGUUGCGGUCGGGGAAGCUCGGUGAGCAGUGUGAGGCUGUGGUUUUGUUCCCCAAACUCUUCCAGAAGUACCCAUUUCCCAUCCUCAUCAACUCUGCAUUUUUAAAACUAGCAGACAUCUUCAGGCUCGGUAACAACUUUCUGCGUCUCUGUGUACUCAAAGUGACUCAACAGAGUGAGAAACAUUUGGAGAAGAUUCUCAAUGUGGAUGAGUUUGUGAAACGGGUGUUUUCAGUCAUCCACAGUAAUGACCCUGUGGCCAGAGCCAUCACUCUGAGGAUGCUUGGUAGUUUGGCCUCCAUCAUCCCAGAGAGGAAGAAUGCCCACCACACUAUUCGCCAAAGCCUGGACUCUCAUGACAAUGUGGAAGUCGAGGCAGCCAUCUUUGCUGCUGCAAGCUUCUCUGCACAGUCAAAAGACUUUGCAGCUGGAAUUUGCAACAAAGUUAGUGAGAUGAUUCAAGGUUUAGACACUCCUGUGGAACUGAAGCUGAAGUUGAUCCCCAUGCUGCAGCACAUGCAUCAUGACGCCAGCCUGGCGUCCAGCAGCAGAGAGCUUUUACAGCAUCUGGUGAACUCUUAUCCUUCCACCCCCAUGGUCAUUGUCUCCCUGCAUACUUUCACCCAGCUGGCCGCCUCUUCCCUCAUAGAUAUCCCCAAGCAGCUGCAGCUCCUCCUUCAGUACCUAAAAGAUGAUCCGAGAAAAGCUGUGAAGAGACUUGCAGUUAACGAUUUAAAGCUCCUGGCUAAAAAGGCUCCUCACCUGUGGAUAAGAGAAAACACUCAGAUGCUGUGCGAGUGUGCUUUGACUAUCCCCUACAACAGUUUGAAGCUGGGGAUGUUGGCCGUUCUCUCCACCCUCUCUGGAACUAUUGCAAUCAAACAGUAUUUUAGUAAUGUGGGAGGUGGCUCUUUGGUUCCACCCCGGCUCACUGACCUGGUUAAAUUGGCACAGGAAUGCUGUUACCACAGCAACCUGGCAGUAGCAGCUCACGGGGUCAUAGUGCUCACCAACAUUGCCAUUUCCUGUCCGGAGAAAGAUAUAGUACAGCUGGAGCAGGACACAGUUUUGGGAGUGGAGUCCCUUCUGAUGCUGUGCAGUCAGGAUAACAGCCCCAGUGCACAAGCCACACUGAAAACAGCUCUCACCUCAUUGGUUAAGCUGCUGAAAAGUCGACCCCAUCUCAGCCAGUCUGCAGUGGAGUUCCUGCUCGGCCAGCUCCACUUGUCCUGCGACUCCUCUCGUGUUCUCAUGUGUCACGCCCUAGCGGCCAUCGCCACCCACCUGCCUGUGCUGGGGGACGGUAUGCUGGGGGAUCUGGUUGAUCUCUACCGGGUGGCCAGUCACUCGUCCACCGAUAAGCAGCAGGAGCUUCUGGUUUCCUUGGCAACAGUGAUUUUUGUUGCAAGCCAGUCGUCUCUGUCAGCCGAAGUGAAGACUGUCAUCAAACAGCAGCUGGAGAACGUUGCUAACGGCUGGACGGUGUAUCGCAUUGCACGGCAAGCCUCGCGCAUGGGAUGCCACGAGUUCUCCAGCGAGCUGUACCAGUGUGUGCGGACUCGUGUGGCCUCAGAGCACUUCUACUUCUGGCUGAGCAGCCUGAAGGAGUUCUCCCAGGCUGAGCAGUGCCUGAGUCACGUGGUGGACGGGGACUACAGCGGAGCCAUGAGCGCCAUCGCAGAAGCCUUGCGCUCCUACCAAAAGGGCAUCGCCUCCCUCACAGCUGCCAGCACUCCUCUGAGCCCGCUCACAUUCCAGUGCGAGUUCAUUAAGCUCCGGAUCGACACCCUGCAAGCUUUGUCGCAGCUCAUUUGUACCUGCAACAGUCUGAAAACCAGCCCUCCUCCCGCCAUCGCAACCACCAUCGCCCUCACUUCAGGCAAUGACCUGCAACGCUGUGGCCGCAUCUCGAUGCAGAUGAAGGUGUGCAUGGAUGAGUUCAGAAGUCUUGCUGCUCGCUAUGCUGACUUACACCAGUCGUCGUUUGAUGCAGAUUAUGCGACCCUUCGCAAUGUGGAGUUACAGCAACAGAGCUGCUUGCUCGUCUCCCAUGUGAUUGAAGCUUUGAUACUGGACCCACAGGCUGCCAGUUUUCAGGAGUACGGCACUGUGGGGUCGGUCCAGACGGAGAGCGAAUAUGAGCGACGGAUGAUGUCAGUCUUCAACCACGUGCUGGAGGAAGUGGAGAGCCUCACCAAGAAACACCCUCCUGUCUCACAUCUGCACACCAGCUGCCUCUGUGAUGCUGUCAUAGCUUUGCUGAAGGUGCCGCUGUCUUUCCAGAGAUAUUUCUUCCAAAAGCUGCAGUCCACCAGCAUCAAGCUCGCCCUUUCACCAUCCCCGCGAACACCGAGCGAGCCAAUCCCAGUGCAGAACACUCAGCAGCUGACCUUGAAGGUGGAGGGUGUGGUGCAGCACGGUUCAACUCCGGGACUCUUCAGGAAGAUCCAGUCAGUCUGUCUUAAUGUUACCUCAGUUCUUCAGAGCAAGACGGGACCUGACUACAAGAUUCCACUAGAUACUAAAACAAAUGAGAUCAAGCAGCGCGUCGAGCCUCACAACGACUACUUCAGCACCCAGUUCCUGCUGAAUUUCUCCAUCCUGGGCACCCACACUGUCACCGUGGAGGCCUCGGUGGUGGAUGAGAGCGGCAUAGAGUGGAAGACAGGGCCCAAGACGACGGUGUCAGUAAAGUCUCUGGAGGACCCGUACUCCCAGCAGCUCCGUCACCAGCUGCAGCAGGGAGGAGCUCAGCCCGCGCCACAGAGGAGCACAUACACUCGCUUCUAGUAGUGCUUGCAGUUUGACCUUCUGCACUUGACCUUGUAGAAAUUAAAUAUGUACAUAUUUUUUUUAAUGAUUAAAAUACCAAAUUGAUUUAAAUAAUAA